Messenger RNA from Daphnia magna, 2880 nucleotides. RefSeq lists its product as uncharacterized. Gene Ontology annotation, biological process: DNA integration. Gene Ontology annotation, molecular function: nucleic acid binding. NCBI's taxonomy places the organism in Eukaryota, Metazoa, Arthropoda, Branchiopoda, Diplostraca, Daphniidae. The transcript has 4 exons. The record is from RefSeq and is a predicted model, not a curated record.
AUGGAGAGCCGUGUCCGGCCAUUGGGAAACAAUGCCACAAUUGUGGCGGAAGUAACCAUUUCUCCCCGUGUUGCCCAAAAAAGCCGAAGGCGGAAGCAACGAUCGGCGGUGGCGCUAGUAGUGGUGGCGGCAGCCAAAAAGGAACCCAUCCGGGAAGCAAACAGGGCGGCACCGGCCCGCUCCGACAUUCCUUUACAGCUUCUUGAUUCGACAGGCAAAUUGCUGACCACGGUCAACGAAACUAUUCCGGACGGCGGAGCCGAAGCUACGGUCGGUGGCAUGGACGUGUUACGUGAACUAGGAUUAUCCGAGAAGGACCUCACGUCAUCCACCUUCAACCUGGUUAUGGCGGACAAGUCGACCCCCCUACUGGUGGUUGGAGAAAAGGAAUACCUGGCCGAAUACGAAGGAGUGACUACCAGGAUCACAAUCAUUCAGCCUUUUGUAUAACAUGGGCCAAUUCCACUGGUGCUCACGGCAGAAGACAUCCAGCGCAUCGAAGGUGACACCGUCAAGGAGUUCACGGUGGUCUUCGAUCAAUCGGGAUCGCUAAAUUGUAUGGAGGGGCCCGAGAUGAUCAUCGAGCUGAAGGACGACGCCGAGCCGUUUUAUGUCAACGGAGCUCGACCCAUCCCCUUUGCCGAUCGUCCGGAGGUUAAGCGCUUGCUCAACGAAUAUGAAGCUAAAGGCAUCAUAAUUCCUGUGACGGAAGCGUCCGAUUGGGCCGCGCCACUAGUCGUCACCCGGAAAGCAGACAACUCAUUGCGACUUUGUGUAGACCAUACCAGGUUGAACAGACACGUGCGUAGACCGACGCAUCCCACUCGCACGCCGCGCAUUGCGGUCACCGAGAUCUCCGGGGACGCCCAGUUUUUUACAACGUUUGAUGCAGCAAAUGGAUAUUUUCAGAUUCCCCUCCACCCGUCAUCGCAACACCUAACCAUAUUCAUGACGCCGUGGGGCAUAUACAAAUUCCUGCGGGCGUCGAUGGGCCUUUGUAGUUCCAGUGACGAAUACAACCGUCGAGCCAACCGGGCGUUUCAAGAUCUCAACAAUACCGUCCGUGUGUUCGAUGACCUACUUCGUUUCGACAGCUCCUUUCCGGAGCACGUGGCCGGAGUUUGUGCUGUGCUGCCAGCUGCCAGGAGCGCUGGUAUCACCUUCAGCCUCAAGAAAUUUAAGUUUGCCCGCAGCCAGAUCCAAUGGGUUGGGUUCCAAAUUCAACAGGGUGGCAUCUCGGCCGACCCGGACAAGCUCAGAGCCAUCUCCGACUUUCCACAACCGACCAAUAUCACAGAGCUCCGCUCCUUUAUAGGGUUGGUGGUGCAGCUCGCCGGGUUCUCCACGGACGUCGCGGCGGCGAAGGCCCCCUUGCGGCCUCUCCUCAGCACUAGAACGCCUUUCGUGUGGACGACUGAUACCGACAGCGCGUUUUCAGCCGUCAAAAAAGCUCUUGUGGCGCCGCCGGUCCUCGCACAUUUCCAUCCCGCGUUGGAAACGUCGCUACAGGUGGACGCGUCUCGUAAGAAUGGAAUGGGCUACGUCCUCCUUCAGCUUCAUGGCUCUACAUGGAAGCUUGUGGACGCUAAUUCCCGAUGGUGUACGGAUACCGAAUCCCGCUAUGCUAUAGUGGAGCUUGAGCUGGCAGCGGUGGAAUGGGCGAUGCGGAAGUGCCGUCUUCACCUCCUGGGGCUACCCAAAUUCCAGCUCGUCGUCGAUCACCAGGCUCUCGUCACGAUAUUGGAUAAAUUCACGCUGGAGGCAGUGGAGAAUCCGAAGCUUCAGCGCCUGAAAAAGCGCCUCUCACCCUUCAUCUUCACAACGCCAUGGCGUAAAGGGCACCAUCACGCGAUUCCAGACGCUCUUUCUCGAGCUCCCGUGAACGAUCCGUGCCCGGACGACGAAGUCGCAAGUACUGAAAUUCAAUCAUUUUCGAGGCGCGUCGUCACUCGCUAUGUCAGUGCGAUGCAUCGAACAGACGAGGAUGUGGCGGAUUCCGAUGCGACGGAGGAGCUUCCCCAUUUGCCGGACCCAAUGCUGGACGAUCUGAGAGUGGCAGCUCCAUCCGACGCCGACUAUGCGGAGCUCAUCGCGGCCAUCAUAGAUGGAUUCACAGUUCCGCGUCACCAGACGGCCCCAGGCGUUCGACAGUUUUGGAAGAUGCGCGAAGAUCUAUCGGUGGACGACGGACUGGUGUUAUUUGGCCGGCGUAUCGUCGUCCCAAAAUCGGCCCGUCGCGAAUUUUUGCUGAAACUACACGCCGCCCAUCAGGGCAUUGUGCGGAUGAAACGACGAGCGCGUCAGACGGUGUUCUGGCAGGGCAUUUCCAAUGACAUCACUCUCCUGGUGGAGAGCUGCCAGAACUGUCAGGAGCGACUCCCGCGUCAGCAGAAAGAGCCCCUAAUGCGCGACCCUCUGCCAACAAGAGUAUUCGAAGAUGUGUCGGCUGACCUUUUUCAAUUAGGCCCUUUACAUGUCUUGGUGUACGUAGACCGCCUCUCCGGAUGGCCAGUGGUCCAUCAGUGGCCCCACGAUCCGUCUGCUCGCGAAGUCACCCAGGCGGUCAUCGAAAAUUUCGUUGACUUGGGAGCUCCGGUCCGGAUGCGUUCAGAUAACGGCCCCCAAUUUGAGGCGCACAGCUUCCAGGCCAAGUUACGUCAAUGGGGCGUCGCGUGGGGGAAUUCCACGCCCAACUACCCGCAAAGUAACAGCCACGCGGAGGCGGCCUUGGCCGCAAUGAAGAAUCUCAUGGCCAAAAUCUCACCAUCCGGAGUGAUAUCUGACGAGUUUGCCCAGGGCAUGCUGGAAUUCCAAAACACACCCAAGGAGAACGCCUUUUCACCAGCUGAAAUGGUUUUUGGUCAUUCUUUACGACUGUGA